This is a messenger RNA of Rotaria sp. Silwood1, 1410 nucleotides long. NCBI's taxonomy places the organism in Eukaryota, Metazoa, Rotifera, Eurotatoria, Philodinida, Philodinidae. The record is from the annotation of a GenBank genome assembly.
AUGCCUACUGGUCUUCGAUUACCAAUUACACCGAUUUAUCGUUCUACACGUGAGGAUCAAUAUAAUCAAGCAUGUAUGGGACUUCAAAAAACAAAUAGUUCAUCGGUGAUACCACUUUGCCAUGUAUCUGCUGAAGUAUGGAUUCAUUCAUAUGCAGCCGAUGUUACUUUAACUCAAAUAUAUAUCAACCAGGAAAGUAAUCCAAUCGAAGCAAUCUACGUAUUUCCCAUCGAGGAAAAUGCGGCUAUAUAUGAAUUUACAGCUACAAUUGACGAUCGUCUGAUUACGGCUGAAGUGAAAGAAAAACGAGAAGCCGAAGCUCAGUAUACACAUGCAAUUCAACAAGGUCAAACAGCUGUAUUACUACGACAAAGUGAACGAACAUUUGAUACCUUCAGAAUUAAUGUCGGAGCCCUGCCACCGGGUAAAGAAUGUAAAGUGAAGAUUCGGUAUGUCACAGAAUUGGAUUUGAUCGAUGGAUCUUCUAUUCGAUUUGUUGUUCCUACUACCAUUGCACCUCGAUACGAUCCAAGAUUUGGUACUUCGCAAUGGAAUGAUGAAACACAAGCUCAGUAUGUUCAAAACUCACCGUAUUCAAUGUCGUUUCGAGCACAUGUCGAUCGAGGCGAAUACUGCCAAAUUAACGAAGUGGUUAAUAUGUCUCAUCCUCUCAAUGUCAGCGUAUCGCUUCAAACAAUCGAUGUCUCUUCAGAAGGCAUUGCACUCGAUCGUGAUAUUAUCCUAUAUAUUGAUUUGCCUCAGAGUCCAUGUCCAGUACGUGUUGCUGCAGAACAAUACGAUAAUGAUUCAAAACUUGCUAUUCUUACUGCACUAAGUCCUGGUCAAUCAAAUUUUGACUCAAUACUUAAUGCACAAAAUCCAAUCACAGCAACAACUGAAUUUAUCUUCAUUGAUUUUCGAGUUCUUUUCAAUGAUGUGAUUAUGACUACUGUGUACGACGAACAAACGGCCAAGCAAGCUGAAGAUUUAGCACGUUCGAUGCGAGCAGAUUUGGGUGGCACAGAAUUACUAAGACCAUUACAAUAUUUGAAAGAUCGUCCACCGGGUAGUGGUCGAUCGCGACAAGUGAUUGAACUGUGCCGUUUAAUGUCAUCAACUACACGCAUUUUCUCAUUUGGUCUUGGCCAUUCACCUUCUCGUUCUUUAGUGAAAGGUCUUGCUCGUGCCACAAAUGGCCAUUUUAUUUUUAUUCCUCCUAGUUCCAGAGUCGAUACAUACGUAGGCACUCAAAUUCAACGAGCUCUUCAACCUUCAUUUGUUAAUUGUCGAUUGCAAUGGUUUGGCUUGUGGCCAAGUGGUUCUCAAGCGCCAAGAACUAUUCCUCCCGUAUAUUCAAAUGAACGUGUACUUGUCUAUACUCUAUUCGAUAAUUUCAUAUUCACUGAAUAA